Linepithema humile (Argentine ant) is the source of this 1329-nucleotide messenger RNA. RefSeq names its product Per1-like protein PGAP3 (gene PGAP3). The record is from RefSeq and is a predicted model, not a curated record. Gene Ontology annotation, molecular function: hydrolase activity, acting on ester bonds. Gene Ontology annotation, cellular component: endoplasmic reticulum membrane. Gene Ontology annotation, biological process: GPI anchor biosynthetic process. Lineage: Eukaryota; Metazoa; Arthropoda; Insecta; Hymenoptera; Formicidae.
CUUGCGUAUGUGUGCGGUAUCUCCCACCCUCAUGACUAUACAUGAGUUGUUAUCAGUUUGGUUAGAAUUUUCGGCGCGUUGACGGUAUGUCAAAGUCGAUAUGGACCUUUUUGUUACUUCUUCAAGUGUGUCUUGUUGGAAAUACGGUUGGUUCAGUAGGUGACAGGUCGCGAGUGUACAGUCAAUGUCUAACUGUAUGUCGCAAUAAAAACUGCGUAGAUGAAAUAUAUUUUAAGAACCAACCAUCUUUGCCAUUAAUUUUGCUAAGGUGGACAUGCAAGGAAGAUUGCAGUUACAUUUGUACAUGGAUAACUGUUAAGGUUUUUAUAUCCCAAGGAUUGGAAAUACCGCAGUUUCACGGAAAAUGGCCGUUUAUUCGUCUAUUUGGAUGUCAGGAACCUGCCUCAGUUUUAUUCUCCAUAUUAAAUUUUUGUGCACACUGGAAAAUGUUUCAAAAAUUUAGGAGAAAAGUGGAUCCAACUAGUCCUAUGUUUUAUCCUUGGGCAUAUUUCAGCAUUAUAUGUUUGAAUGGAUGGAUUUGGUCCACUAUAUUCCAUUCGAGGGACAGGCCAUUUACGGAAGCCAUGGACUAUUCUUGUGCGUUUAGUAUGGUACUUACACUCUUGUACUGCAUGUUAUUAAGGAUAACGUAUAAAGAGAAUAAAGCAUUUAUUAUAAUAACUUGCGGAUAUGUGAGUAUUCUGUGCAAGCAUUUAUCGCACUUAUGGUCAGGCAAAAUUAAUUACGGUUAUAAUAUGACGCUUAAUGUAGCGAUAGGGUUGACGACAUUCGCGAUAACGAUGCUGUGGUGGUAUCUUAACAGCAACAAAUUGCCCCACGCGUACUUAAUCGGUUGGUUUAACAUAUUUACUGUUUUCGUGACUUCGCUCGAAUUGAUAGACUUUCCACCUAUCUAUUGGGUAUUUGACACGCAUUCCUUAUGGCACGCUAACACUAUUUUUUUAACGAUAAUGUUAUAUAGGUUUAUGAUCUCAGAUUGCUGUUAUCUAAAAACGUAUUACAACAGAUCACUUUUAGACGCUGACCAUCAUGAGCAUUAAAUUUUCUUGAUAACAUAUAUAAUUGAGUCUAUAUACAUUCUUCAAACUGUGUAAGGGCAGUAUAACAAACAUUGGCAGGAAAAUCGUAACAUCUGCAAUUAAUAAAUGCAGAAAAUUUAAAUAUUUAGCAGUCCAUUAAACAUAAAUACGGUAUUGUGUGAAAUCUUUCUCCUUUCCGUUUUUAUGUAUUGUAUAUAACGAGUUGAAAUGCGCAUAUUACAGUUUGUUUUGUUCCAGAAAAAUAUAACAAAGUUAUUAAUUUAUAAAA